Molecule: messenger RNA, 612 nt
Organism: Acanthosepion pharaonis
Lineage: Eukaryota; Metazoa; Mollusca; Cephalopoda; Sepiida; Sepiidae
Source: the annotation of a GenBank genome assembly
AUGGUCGCUUGUGAGUCGCGUCCCUCUUUGACGGUGGCGACCACGGCUGUAAUAACAACAACACGGAACACUUAUUUUCUUAUUCAUUUAAGAAAAAUUAAAUAUUAUGCACAGGCCAGUUGCAGAAAGAUCCUUAGUUUUCCUUUUCUAUCUAUCUAUCUAUCUAUCUAUCUAUCUAUCUAUCUAUCUAUCUAUCUAGAUCAGUGGUUCUCAAAUGAUAUUACAAUCUAUCUAUCUAUCUAUCUAUCUAUCUAUCUAUCUAUCUAUCUAUCUAUAAUUUUACACUUUAUCUAUAUAUCUAUUACACUUUAUCUAUCUAUCUAUCUAUCUAUCUAUCUAUCUAUCUAUCUAUCUAUCUAUCUAUCUAUCUAUAAUUUUACACUUUAUCUAUAUAUCUAUCUAUCUAUAAUUUUACACUUUAUCUAUAUAUCUAUUACACUUUAUCUAUCUAUCUAUCUAUCUAUCUAUCUAUCUAUCUAUCUAUCUAUCUAUCUAUCUAUCUAUCUCUAUCUAUCUCUCUCUCUCUUUCUAUAUAUAUAUAUAUAUAUAUAUAUAUAUAUAUAUAUAUAUAUCCAGACAUUACAUAUCUAUCUAUCUAUCUACAUAAUGUAA